Messenger RNA from Pseudopipra pipra, 1005 nucleotides. RefSeq names its product alpha and gamma adaptin binding protein (gene AAGAB). The record is from RefSeq and is a predicted model, not a curated record. NCBI's taxonomy places the organism in Eukaryota, Metazoa, Chordata, Aves, Passeriformes, Pipridae. Bases 16 to 990 code for a protein of 324 amino acids. The transcript has 7 exons.
GCUCCCGGCGCGGCCAUGGCGGCACCGCCUCACCCGGCAACGGGACGCGCUGCCCGGGCCGCACCAUCCGCCCCGCCGCCGAGGGGGGGAGAGCGCACCGAGCAGGGGCCGAACCCGCUCUCGGCCCGGCUCCUCCCCGUGCCGCCCCCCCCGCGCGCGGGUGGUAGCGGCGGCAGGGGCGGGCGCGGCGCGGGCGCCAUGGCGGCGGAGGCGGCGGCGGGGCCGCUGGCGCUGGUGACCAGCUGCGCCGCGGGCUUCGCGCCCGAGGAGCUCGUCAAACGUAUCACAGGGAAAGAUGACCUGACUGUGGGUGCAAUUACGAGUGGCAGAGUGACUUUUUACCCCUGGACAAUCGAUAACAAGUAUUAUUCUGCAGACAUCCAUCUCUGUGUGGUCCCAAACACCUUCCACGUCACCGGAGAAAUCGCCGAGUCCGUGCAGGCCUUCGUGGUGUACUUUGACAGCACAACAAAAACUGGGCUGGAAAGUGUCUCUGAGUGGCUGCCCCUGACAGAAGAGUGGCUGCCAGAGGUGCUGAUCCUGGUGUGCGACAGAGUGUCUGAGAACGGUGUAAACAGACAGAAAGCUCAAGAAUGGUGCAUCAAACAUGGCUUUGAGCUGGUAGAACUUAACCCUGAGGAGCUGCCUGACGAAGAUGAUGAUUUCCCCGAGUCCACGGGGGUGAAGCGGAUCGUGCAAGCCCUCAAUGCCAACGUGUGGUCCAACGUGGUCAUGAAGAGCGACAGGACCCAGGGCUUUGGGCUCCUCAGCACGUUGGCGGGUGCCAAUCGAAGUGUCGGCUCCGAAGAGACCCAAGAGACAGAAUCCAACCCUUCCCCAGCAGACAGAGAAGAUUCCCAGGCUGACAGCAGGGAAGAUGGAGCUGGGACAAACAACCUGCAGCUGGACAACGCUGCAGGUGAGAUCUUACUCUGCUUGGAGCAGACACACCUGGCUGGGAUGGUCCCACAAAGCCACUGGGAAAAGUGAGGAUAAAUGUACUUG